Messenger RNA from Pollicipes pollicipes, 6106 nucleotides. RefSeq names its product WD repeat and FYVE domain-containing protein 3. Bases 1 to 6093 code for a protein of 2030 amino acids. The record is from RefSeq and is a predicted model, not a curated record. NCBI's taxonomy places the organism in Eukaryota, Metazoa, Arthropoda, Thecostraca, Pollicipedomorpha, Pollicipedidae. The transcript is spliced from 48 exons. Gene Ontology annotation, molecular function: metal ion binding; protein binding.
AUGGUGGAGAACGUGGGCAGCACGAGCCUGGUGCUGGGCCUGAUCGCCAUGGCGGCCGACGUGGAGGGCCUUUACGCCGGCGUUAAGGCGCUCACAUGUGUAGUCAAGACCAACCGGGCAGUCCAGAUGGAGAUGGACCGCUGCCACGGCUACCAGCUGCUGGCGAUGCUGCUGAAGCAGAAGCGGCCGCUGCUCAACUCGCAUAUCCUGCACCUGGUGUUCGGCCUGGUGGGCACGGUGGACGCGCGCCGCGAGAGCAGCGGCAUACCGAACGUCACCGCCUUCACCGAGCUGCUCUGCGACCUGGCGAUUUGGAACGACGCUCCGGCGGAGCUGAGCCGCUCGCUGUACGAACACCUGCUGGAGCUGGUGACGGACUCGGCGGAGGCGCGCGGCAACCUGACCGUGCUGAGAGACGUCAGCAUGACUACAAGGCUGCUGCAGACGCUGCGGGACUGCCAGCUGCCGCGCAACACGCAGCUGGUGGUGCUGAAGCUGCUCUCCGUGCUGCUGAUGAACAGCCCCCGCAAGAGCGACGUCGUCAUCUUCGGCCAGUUCCUGGCCGCCUCGCUGCCGGCGCCGGGCGCGCCGGAGUCGGUCUGGAGUUGUCGGGCGUGGAGCCGGCCGUGGACCCGGCCGCCGCCGCCGCCCGCCACACCAUCCUGCUGCGUAACAAGUGUCUGCGCAUCCUGGCCAACGUGGCGGAGCAAGACCGCCGUGGCCGACCCGGCCCGGCUCGAUGACUGGAUGGCGCUCCUCGGCUACGACUGGCUGCUGCUCUCCUGCAGCUCGCCGCCGCUGCUGGCGCGCUUCCGGGACGGGGGCUGCACCGGCGGCUGGCUGCAGCAGACGGAGGGCGUCAUCAAGUCGCGGCUGGGCGCUGUGCUGGGUUACCACAUGGGCGACAGUACGGCGGAGGUGCACGACGCCACGCUGCAGAUUCCCGGCUUCCAGCAGCUUAACUGGCUGCUGCCCAAGCACACGGAGCUGACCGAGCAGCAGGUGCAGGCGCCGCCGCAGCACACGCUGCUGACCCUGGACACCAUCUGGCUGUACGUGUGCGGCAUCGACCCGGCGUCCGGCGGUCGGCUGCCGCCCAGGAUGACCAUCAUCCCCGAGGCGCUGAUCGGCCUCCUGGAGAUGGUGCGCGCGCACCUGAACUACGAGAGCGCGUCGGAGCAGCCGCUGACGAUCCUGCAGUUUGUGCUGUACCUGUACCACCACUGCGCCGACAUGCGGCCGGUGCUGAUGUCGUCGGAGGUGCUGGCCGUGCUGGCCGGCACGCUCUUCCCGUACCGGCCGGGCGCCGAGAGCAGCCCCACCACGCCGCUCGAUGACCCGCUGUGGCUGAGGCUGGUGGAUGAAAUGCGAACCACAAGUUCGGCCGCGCGCCGACAGGUGUCUCUGAGUGACGCCGUGCUGGUGAGCGCCGCCUCGGAGGGUGUGCUGACGGCGCACCCGGCCAGUAAGUACGUGCUGGACCUGAUCCGGAUCGUGGCCGUGGACUCGCUGUCGCUGGCGCCCAGCAAGACCUCGCCGCCGCUCAUCGACAUCCUGCUGGAGGUCGCCCCUGACAACACGACGCUGGCGCAGCAGAUGUCCUUCCAGACCCGCAUCCUCUCGCUGCUGAUGGACCACCUGACGGCCGCGGACGUGCUGAUCGGAGAGCAAGCGGCGCUACCCAUCUCGCCCGGAGGCAGCGUGCAGCACGUCCCCGGCAACGUGUUCUACUUCGCCGGCCGGCUGGUGGACAAGCUCUGGCAGGGCAUCUUCAAGCGCGACGCGCACGAGGUGCUGGACUUCAUCAUCAAGCUGAUCAGCCAGGCGCGCCGCUGGUCGCAGACGCUGCCGCUGGACGGCGUCUACCACUGCCUGAACCGGGCCGUGCUCUACAUCCUCUCGCGGCCCACCGACUGCGUGGCCGAGCAGCUGCGCGUGCUCGAGGCGCUGCACACGCUGACCAAUCACAGGAGCCUGGUAUUCGGCUCCGGGAACCACGACUCGGAGUUUUUCGGCGCGCUCGUGUACUGCCUGCUGCAGCUGACCGGCGGCCUCAAGAUCAUCAUGGAGGCCGAGUCUCGAACGGUUUGGCACGCGAUCCCGACCUCGCUCGACCCCGAGACCAGUCCCAACACGGCCCAGGGGCACAACCUGAUGGCCAACGCCGCCCGCCGUGUCUGGUGCGAGCUGUACAUCUGGAAACGGCCCGCCGUCGAGGAGGUGUUUAAGGUCAGCCUGCCGCUGCAGAACAGCACGGCGCCGGACCUGGAGGCGGUGCGGGAGCUGCUACAGGAGCCGGCCACGCGGCUCUGGCUGGCCUUCCUCGACGGCGAGAAGAAGUGCUCGUACCGGCCGCCGUGGGAGAUCCAGGCGCAGCUGCAGACCGUCAGCAGCAAGCUGCAGCGCGUGACGGGCGGCCUGACGCGGCUGGCGCAGCGCACGCGCUCGCGGCGCGACGACUCGGUGCGCGCGCGCCACUCGACGCUGACGGCCGGCGAGGCCGACCUCUGUACGCUGCAGCAUAUCGGCCUCGUCCGCGACACGGUGGCCACGCAGUUCCGCCAGCUGAAACAGAGCCAGAAGUACAUGGACGACUUCCUGAUGGACGAGUGGCAGCGGAUGGAGAUGGAGCUGACGAGAGAGCGCGGCCUCUGGGGCCCUGACGUGGGCAGCAGCCUCAGCAAGUGGCAGCUGGACAACACGGAGGGACCGUGCCGCAUGCGCAAGCGCACGAGCCUGGACGUGACGUUCUACCAGCGCUACCCGUACCGGCCCGACCUGGAGCUGGUGGUACACCGCGCCACCAAGUACAAGGUGGCGCGGUCGCGGGACGCGCGCGCCUGGGCCCAGCUGCCGCCGCCGGCAGACUGCGCCGACAUCGGCGAGAAACUCCGACAGGCUGGCAUCCGCGGCAGCCUGCGGCGGCGGCGCAUGACCUCCGACACGGACGAGGACUCGGAGUCGCUCGACCUGACGGAGGCGGCGGCCGAGGCGGCGGCCGCCGACCGGCCGGCCGCCCAGCUGGCCGACACGAGCCCCGACAACCAGACCCUGCUGAGGCUGCUCGAGAGCGGAGAGAAGAUAUCGCACAUGUACCGAUGCGCGCGGAUCCAGGGUCUGGACACAGUGGAGGGCCUGCUGCUGUUCGGACGCGACCACGUGUACGUGGUGGACGGCUUCACCAUGCUCAAGACCAGGGAGAUACGUGACAUCAGUAACCUGCCGGCCAACAUGCACGAGCCGAUCGUGCCGUGCCAGCCCACCGGCCGGCUGGUGAAGGACGUCCGCUCCGUGUCCAAGGUGGCCUACGACGACAUCCGCGAGGUGCUCAAACGCAGGUACCUGCUGCAGCCGAUAGCCGUGGAGUUCUUCUCGGCCGAUGGGCGCAACUACCUGCUGGCUUUCCCCAUCAAGACCAGGAAUAAGAUCUACCAGAGGAUGAUGUCCGUGGCCACGUCGAUGGCUGACACGCAGGAGAGCGUGGCCGGCCAAAAGACGUCGGCGAACGUCGACCAGAGCGGCAGCUUACUCAGCUCGCUGAUGGGCGACACCAGCGUCACGCAGCGCUGGGUGCGGGGCGAGAUGUCCAACUUCCAGUACCUGAUGCACCUGAACUCGCUGGCCGGCCGCUCCUACAACGACCUGAUGCAGUACCCGGUGUUCCCGUGGGUCCUGGCCGACUACACGUCCGAGCGACUGGACCUGGCUGGCGCGGCCACCUUCCGCGACCUGACCCGACCCAUGGGCGCGCAGACGCCCCGCCGCCAGCACCAGUUCGAGAAGAGGUACCGGGAGUGGGACGACCCGACGGGCGAGACGCCGCCCUACCAUUACGGCACCCACUACUCGUCAGCCAUGAUCGUCUGCAGCUACCUGGUGCGGCUGGAGCCGUUCAGUACCCACUUCCUCCGACUGCAGGGCGGCCACUUCGACCUGGCGGACCGGAUGUUCCACAGCGUGGAGGACGCCUGGCUCUCUGCCUCCAAGCACAACAUGGCCGACGUGCGGGAGCUCAUACCGGAGUUCUUCUACCUGCCGGAGUUCGUCGGCAACGCCAACGGCUUCGACUUGGGUCACAAGCAGAACGGCACCGCCCUGGACGACGUGGUGCUGCCGCCCUGGGCCAAGGGCGACCCGCGCGAGUUCAUCCGCGUGCACCGCGAGGCGCUGGAGUGUCCGUACGUCUCGUCCCACUUGCACCACUGGAUCGACCUGAUCUUUGGCUACAAGCAGCAGGGUCCGGGGGCCGUGGAGGCCUGCAACGUCUUCCACUACCUCUUCUACGAGGGCAACGUCGACAUCUUCAGCAUCGAGGACCCGCUCAAGAAGAACGCAACGGUGGGCUUCAUCAACAACUUCGGCCAGAUCCCGAAGCAGCUGUUCCGGAAGCCGCACCCGCAGCGGCGGCUGGCCGGCGGCGGCGGCGCCGUGCUGCACCCGGCGCGGCUCACCAGCCGCCUGCUGGAGGGCGCCUGGCAGCAGGGCCUGGGCGGCGGCGGCGCCGGCGCCGGCGAGCGCCUCUUCUUCCACGGCCUGGACAGUCUGCGGCCCAGCAUGCAGCCCGUCAAAGAGCUGAAGGGCCCGAUCGGCCACAUCGUGGCCACCGACCGCUCGGUGCUGGCCGUCGAGCAGAACAAGUACAUCGUGCCCGGCGCCAGCUCGCGCUACGUGGCCUGGGGCUUCGCCGACCACAGUGUGCGGGUGGGCAGCUACGAGACGGACCGGGCGUCGCUGGUGGCCGAGCUGGUAUACAGCGGCGAGGUGCUCUGCUGCCUGGCGCCGCGUCACAAGCUGAUCGUCACCGGCGGCACCAGCACGGUGGUGGUGGUGUACGAGUACGGCAAGCGGCGGCUGCGCGUAAAGGCGCGCCUCUGUGGCCACACAGAGGCGGUGCUCUCGCUGGCGGCCAGCACCGCCUACUCGCUCAUAGUGUCCGGCUCUCGGGACGGCACCUGUAUCGUCUGGGACCUGUUCCGCCUCACCUACGUCCGCCAGCUGCGCGGACACGCCGCCCCAGUGGCCGCCGUCGCUAUCAAUGACGUGACGGGCGACAUCGCCACCUCGUCAGGCACGUGGCUGCACGUGUGGACGGUGAACGGGGCCGAGGUGGCCCGCGUGAACACGGCCGUCGGCGCGUCCGACCGCAUGCAGCAGAUCCUCUGUCUGGGCUUCAGCCAGAUUAACGAGUGGGACGCCGACAACGUCAUCAUGACCGGCAGCACCGACGGCGUCGUCCGGAUGUGGUCGCUGGACUACGUGCAGGUGCCCGUGGCGAGCUCCUCCAGCAGCCCGGACACCGACUCCGACCUGUCGGCCAGCGGGCAUCUGCGCGUGACGCAGGGCCAGCGGCGCUCCUCCAAGGCCGACGAGAUCGUCCGCAAGAUGUCGCUAGUCAGCGGCGAGCUCUCGCCCCAGGUGCUGCUGCGGUCGGGCUCGGAGAGCAGCCUGUCGGACGGCGGCGACGGCGAGGAGACGGACGAGUCGACGCAGCUGGGCGCGGCGCUGGAGGCGCUGGCCAGCGAGCCGGUCGGGUCCGCCCCGCUGAAGGCGGCCCACAGCCUGGAGACGGCCACCGAGCAGGCGCUGCGCAGCAGCCGCAGUGACACGGACCUGGCCGUCGAGGAGGCCGGCUUCGUGCUGGUGACGGACGCCGACGUGGAUUCGGCCAGCGACCGGCGUCCGCUGCUCAGGGACGGCUUCCGCUGGCAGUGCCAGCUGGUGUUCCGGAGCAAGCUGACCAUGCACACGGCCUACGACCGGAGGGACAACGCUGAGCCGGCCAGCGUCACCGCCCUGGCCGUCUCCAAGGACCACCGGACGGUGUACGUCGGCGACUCCCGCGGUCGCGUCUGGGCGUGGAGCGUCUCGGACGCCGCAGGUCCCUCUGACCAUUGGCGGCGGGACGACUCUGUGCUCUCCUGUCAACUCUGCCGGGUCAAGUUCACUGUGACCGAGCGGAAGCAUCACUGUCGCAACUGCGGAGACGUCUUCUGCGCUAGAUGCAGCCACCACGAAUCGGAGAUCCUUCGUCUGAGGAUCCUGAAGCCGGUGCGCGUGUGCCAGCGCUGCUUCGAUCUCUUGCGACGCCAGUAGCCGCCGCUGCCGC